Messenger RNA from Saccharomyces kudriavzevii IFO 1802, 2712 nucleotides. RefSeq names its product MutS family protein MSH5 (gene MSH5). Gene Ontology annotation, cellular component: nucleus. Bases 1 to 2712 code for a protein of 903 amino acids. The transcript has a single exon. Gene Ontology annotation, biological process: mismatch repair; chiasma assembly. The record is from RefSeq and is a predicted model, not a curated record. NCBI's taxonomy places the organism in Eukaryota, Fungi, Ascomycota, Saccharomycetes, Saccharomycetales, Saccharomycetaceae. Gene Ontology annotation, molecular function: ATP binding; ATP-dependent DNA damage sensor activity; mismatched DNA binding.
AUGUCUAACCAAUGGCUUUCAGGCGCUUCGAGGAAAACGGGGAAGAUCAACAAUGAGAUGGUGUCUACGGACAAGGGCGCUGCUGUUGACAACAAUCACGCAAACAUCAACGAAGAUGGUGAUGAUGAUGGAGAAGAUGACUCUGGUAUGUUUUCCUUCAAUUAUGAUGAGGAGGUCGUAAUGUGUAUUGACUUACACUCAGGGAAAGUUGGAUGCUCUAUUUUGGAUUACCAUACCAAGACAUUGAAAGCGUUUAACCAAGACCACGCCAUUAACAAGUCUACAAUAACGUCACAUGACCUUAUCGAUGAAGCUGAUAAGUCUGCACACGACAUCAAUUUAAUGGUUGGACUUUUAAUAAUGGAAAUGAAUCCCACUGUGUGUCUAGUUCCGGUAAGGCUGGAAGAUUGGAUAUUUAAUCACAUAAAGAAAAAAUGUGACGAGGUAAAAUGUAGAUUAGAAUUGCAACCAAUGAAAGAUUUCAAAAAAUUGGAUCUUUUGGAGUCAUUACACCUAAAUGGUCAUGACAAUCUAACUGUGUUAAACGACUUAUUGUCGAAUAGCAGGUUCACCACUGGAGUUACAGUAGGCACGGUUGCAUGCAUCCUUGCCAAUAAUGAACAGCAUGCAGAACUAGAUAGUUGCAAUGAUAGUACUGCUUCAAGCAAUAUGAUCACAGGACGACUCAGUAACAAUAGGUUUGAAAAUGUAGUACAUGACAUAAGGUACAUUGAUUUAAAGGAUCGAAUGGUACUGGAUGAAAAUACUAUAUCAGCAUUGAAUGUAUUACCUGCGGCACAUAAACUGGGUCAUGAUAACAUGAUGAAAAAUGGAUCUCUCAGUGUAUUCGAGCUCUUCAAUCGAGUUUCUUCGGAUUACGCCAAGAGAAUGUUGAAGUCCUGGCUUUUCAAUCCCUUAACCAAUAAGAAACAGAUAGAACAAAGGUACUGCAUCAUAAGAAUACUAUUAGACAGACAAAACAGCGUUCUUUUUGAUGAACUCACUCAAUCAAUAAAGAGAUGUCCUGAUGCCUUCGGUUUUAUAAAUCAGUUAAGCAGCGGUAAAUCUACAUUAGGGACUUGGUCCAAAGUUGUAAAUUUCUUAGAGAAGGGAAUUAACAUAUUUAAAUUGGUAAACUCUUUGAAAUUGAGCCCUGAUAACGGUAACCUUUUCCAUGAUAUCAAAAGGAAUGUUGAUAUAUCAGCAUUAAAACAGUGCUUAAGAAAAAUAAUGGCGGUGAUAGAUUUUGAUACAUCGAGAGAUACCAAAACUGUCACAAUAAAUACGGGAGUGGACGAAAGGCUAGAUGAAUGUAGAAACGUUUACGAUCAUUUGGAAGGAAUUUUACAGGAAGUUGCGAGAGAGGCACAGACUUUUUUACUCAGCGCUUUGUCUCAAACGGAUUGCAGGAUGACAAGAAAUUUAGAUGUGCUGAUUAAUGCUGUUUAUAUCCCUCAACUAGGAUAUUUGAUUACUGUCAGCGCCUUGCUUGAACCUUUUCUUGCUAAUAUUACGGACCUUGAGUGGGAAGAAAUAUUCAGAAGCCCAGAGGAUGUUUAUUUCAAAAAUGAUAAAGUUCUUGAAUUGGAUGAAACAUACGGUGAUAUUUACGGAGUAAUUUCAGAUUAUGAAAUUGAAGUUUUGUUCUCUCUACAAGAGCAAAUUUUGGAGAAGAAAGCUGAACUUACUUCUUACAGUGUACUGCUCAGUGAACUGGAAAUUCUACAAUCAUUUGCCCGGAUAUCUGUGGAAAGAGAUUACAUAGAGCCUCAGUUGAUGGAAAACAAUUGUGUCUUGGAUAUUAUUAACGGAAGACAUGCCUUGUACGAAACCUUCCUCGAUGAUUAUAUUCCAAACAGCACUAUGAUUGAUGGCGGUUCGUUCUCUGAUUUGAGUUGGUAUAAUCACGAUAAACAAAGAAUUGUUAUAAUAACUGGAGCUAACGCAUCAGGAAAAUCUGUAUAUCUUACUCAGAACGGUCUAAUUGUGUAUCUGGCACAAAUUGGUUGUUUCGUUCCGGCGGAAAGAGCAAAAAUUGGAAUAGUAGACAAAAUACUGACAAGAAUCAGGACUCAAGAGACCAUAUAUAAGACUCAAAGCUCCUUUCUACUAGAUUCCCAACAAAUGGCAAAAUCGCUGACUUUAGCCACUGAAAAAAGCCUCAUUUUGAUUGAUGAAUACGGUAAGGGGACAGAUAUUUUAGAUGGUCCCUCACUGUUUGGUUCCAUAAUGCUGAACAUGUCUAAAAGUGAAAGGUGCCCGCGUAUUCUUGCAUGUACACACUUCCAUGAGCUUUUCAAUGAGAACAUACUCACAGAACAUAUACCAGGUAUCAAACACUACUGUACGGAUAUACUUAUAAAUCAAAACCAUGUCUCAGGCGCGACACAAAUUAAAGAUGACCACGAAAAUGAGGGAAUCACAUUCUUAUUCAAGAUAAAGGAGGGAAUUUCAAGACAGUCAUUUGGUAUAUACUGUGCGAAAAUAUGUGGGUUGAACAAAAGUAUAGUCAAAAGAGCUGAAGAGCUUUCUAACUUGAUCAAUAUGGGCGAUGAUGUAGUGCAACAAUGCGGGAAGAUGACAAAAAAGGAGAUGUCGGUGUUCCAAAAAAAUCAGGAAAUAGUGAAGAAAUAUUUAACUUGGGACUUAGAUCUCGAAGCUUCAACAACCUCCGAGAAUCUGAGGAUCAAACUAAAAAAUAUCCUUCGUUGA